AUCACUCAAGAUGGCUGCCCCCAUCAAGAUGACCGGGGUGUGCCGGAGGGAAAGGGGCAGCAGGAUGGCCUGAGGCGGUCUCGCGUCGGACCAUGUGGAAGUUUCGGGGACUUGGGAGCCGGAUGAUGGGGGGUGGGGCCCGUGGGGGGUAGAGGGAGAAAUAGCAUCCUUUCCCAGGCCCACCCCGGCCCCGCCCCGUCCUCUGGACUGAAAUGGGGAACACGUUGGGCCUGGCACCGAUGGGGGCUUUCCCCCGCCGGAGCCCCCGUCGAGAGGAGCCCCUGCCCAACCCCGGGAGCUUUGAUGAACUGCACCGCCUGUGCAAAGAUGUAUUCCCAGGACAGAUGGAGGGAGUGAAGCUCAUUGUCAACAAGGUUCUGAGCAGCCAUUUCCAGGUGGCUCACACUGUGCACAUGAGUGCCCUGGGCCUGCCCGGCUACCACCUCCAUGCGGCCUAUGCAGGGGACUGGCAACUUAGCCCCACCGAGGUUUUCCCCACCGUGGUAGGGGACUUGGACAGCAGUGGCAGCCUCAACGCCCAGGUCCUGCUCCUCUUGGCAGAACGGCUCCGAGCCAAGGCUGUCUUCCAGACCCAGCAGUCCAAGUUCCUGACAUGGCAGUUUGAUGGCGAGUACCGGGGAGAUGACUACACGGCCACUCUGACCCUCGGAAAUCCCGACUUGAUUGGGGAAUCGGUGAUCGUGGUUGCUCACUUCCUGCAGAGCCUCACGCAUCGGCUGGUGUUGGGAGGAGAGUUAGUGUACCACCGGCGGCCAGGCGAGGAGGGGGCCAUCCUGACGCUGGCUGGGAAGUACUCGGCUGUACACUGGGUAGCUACGCUGAAUGUGGGAUCAGGUGGGGCCCAUGCAAGUUAUUACCACAAGGCCAAUGAACAGGUCCAGGUUGGAGUGGAGUUUGAGGCAAACACCAGGCUACAGGACACGACCUUCUCCUUUGGUUACCACCUGACUCUGCCCCAGGCCAACAUGGUGUUUAGAGGCCUGGUGGACAGUAACUGGUGUGUGGGUGCUGUGCUGGAGAAGAAGAUGCCGCCCCUGCCCGUCACCCUUGCCCUCGGAGCCUUCCUCAAUCACUGGCGCAACAGAUCGCACUGUGGCUUCAGCAUCACUGUGGGCUGAGGUCGUCCUGGGUCCCCCACAGCAGCUGCAACCUCCGAGUCAGGUUCCCCAGGGCCAGGGUCUGGGCCCCUCUCCAGGGUCUGGUGACCCCUGGGUCCCAGGAGCAGAGUGGGGGACAGAACUGUGCCCUCGGAACUGGAGCUGCACAGGGCGUUGAUAGGCAGUGGUUUGAGGACCCACCUCUGCCACCAGCGCAUGCCACCUGUCCAUGCUGUGGCUCUGGACUGAGGGAGAAGAGCCAGGGGUCGGUCUGGCUGAGUUGUCUCCCUCACACUCCCCUCUGCUUUCCUGUGGAUCAAAGCUCCUCGCUCCUCUUCCGAGCAGGAGAGUGUCCUGGGCUCGUGCCCGUCCUGUUUUCCGUUCCAGAGCCUUCCAUGGCUAGGAGAGAAUCUCAGCCUCAAAAAGUGGGGCUCCCCAUCCCCGAGGAGCUUCGUCCUGCCCCGUUCUCCCUGCUUCCAGAGAACAACUGUCCCCCAUGACUGCAUGAAGAGGCAGUUAGUGCUCUAGGCUUUCAUUCGAACCCUGGGCUCUUUCCUCUGGCCCCCGCCUCUGGCCACAGGGCUUGCCCUGCCCAGUGCCGUGCCAGGUGGGCUGGGGCGCGGGGCCACGCUGCAGAGUCCCUGGAGCAGAGGCGUCAUGGCAGACAGCCCCCGACGUGCUCACGCACCGGAGCUCAGCCGCGGGCCCGGCAGCUUCGCCUACAGAAACCUUUGAGGAGGAGGUAGUGGGGUCUCCAGGGAAAGGAGGGAAACACAUCAGGGCCCCUGAACUGUCCCUCGGUGAAGCUAGGUCUGAACACCAGAGAAAACCAUGUUCUGGGAUGACAGACUCAUCAGAGGUGACAAAGGUCCCCAAGGGGCCUCUGUUUGGCGCUGUCUUCUCUCACCAUGCCGUUUUCCUUGAACCAGAGCUCUGAGGCCCCCGAGUGAAGGAGCCCCAGACUUGGUGAGAACUUCAACAGUGUGGAAUCUGAGGGUCUGGACUUCUAGGGCGGGUUCCAGAAGGUGGGUGUGUUCUGUGGUCUAAAGCAUCCUGGCCGGACCGCCCACGAGCGAGGAGCAGGAACGGGGAACACACCUCAGAGCCCGCGGGGUGGACUGUGGAGCAGGGGCUUUGGCCAGGAAGCCGUGAAUGGGCAUAGCUAAGGCGAAUGGGAACGAAGGGUUGGCCCAGGCAGAGGGAACGGCACCCGAGAGGCUGUGUCUGUCUGGAGCAGUGGGGUGGUGAGGUGUGGAUGUCGCCUGUCUCAGGAAUGCCGUGACACAGAGCCCAUGAGCAACUACUUUGCAUCCGUACUGAAUAAAAAAC
Molossus molossus (Pallas's mastiff bat) is the source of this 2447-nucleotide messenger RNA. It is a transcript of the gene TOMM40L, whose product is annotated as translocase of outer mitochondrial membrane 40 like. Lineage: Eukaryota; Metazoa; Chordata; Mammalia; Chiroptera; Molossidae. Gene Ontology annotation, biological process: protein import into mitochondrial matrix. The transcript has 10 exons. The record is from RefSeq and is a predicted model, not a curated record. Bases 213 to 1139 code for a protein of 308 amino acids. Gene Ontology annotation, molecular function: transmembrane protein transporter activity. Gene Ontology annotation, cellular component: mitochondrial outer membrane translocase complex; mitochondrial outer membrane.